Micropterus salmoides (largemouth bass) is the source of this 3822-nucleotide messenger RNA. RefSeq names its product ubiquitin protein ligase E3 component n-recognin 3 (gene ubr3). The record is from RefSeq and is a predicted model, not a curated record. Gene Ontology annotation, molecular function: ubiquitin protein ligase activity. Gene Ontology annotation, cellular component: ubiquitin ligase complex; cytoplasm. NCBI's taxonomy places the organism in Eukaryota, Metazoa, Chordata, Actinopteri, Centrarchiformes, Centrarchidae. Gene Ontology annotation, biological process: protein ubiquitination; ubiquitin-dependent protein catabolic process via the N-end rule pathway.
AAUCCCCCGACACUGAGGCCGCCAUGGACUUAGGAGCAUCUGAAGUGAUGGAGUCUGAGGUUCUUUAUGACUGCGUGAUCUGUGGCCAGAGCGGACCUUCCACUGAGGACAGACCCACUGGUCUAGUAGUUCUCCUCCAAGCAUCCUCAGUGCUGGGGCACCGCUGCAGAAGCAAAGAGCCUAAGAAUCUACCGACGAGUGAUGAGGAGCACAUCUACGCUGCAGACACGUGCGGAGUGGCUAAUGAUGUCAGGCUCACGCUCAUGCAGCGGUUCUUCAAAGAUAGUUCUUGUCUGCAGUCUGUGUCAAUAGGUUGGGAUGGGGGCGUGUACGUCCAGACCUGUGGGCACACUUUGCAUAUAGAUUGCCACAAGUCAUACAUGGAGUCUCUGAGGAAUGACCAGGUCCUCCAGGGUUUCUCCGUUGACAAAGGUGAAUUUACGUGCCCACUGUGUCGACAGUUUGCCAAUAGCGUCCUUCCCUGUCGCCCUGGGCGGGGAACAGAGGCUGGUGCCUGGCGCACACCCACGAACAAGAAGACGUACGUGCUUGUGAAGGAGGUGGAAGAUCUUCAGGAGAAACUUGGCCAUUUCCCAACGGAAUCAAACUUGAGCAAAGAGAUGGAGUUGGUCAUUAAAGACAUCAAGAAUACCACCCAGAAGAAAUACAUGGACUACGGAAAGAACCCUGGCUCCCCCGACAAUGAUUUCCUCUUCAUGUACUCUGUGGCAAGGACUAACCUGGAGUUGGAACUUGUGCACCGGGGAGGAAACUUGUGCUCUGGAGGGGCCAGUGCAGCUGCCAAACGCUCGUGUCUAAAUCAGCUGUUCCAUGUGCUGGCUAUGCACAUGCGUCUGUACAGCAUCGAUUCAGCCUACAACCCUUGGACUAAGCUAACUCAGGUCACACAAAGCAAAGAGGCAGAUGGUUUUGAUGAAGAGAGACCUGAGGUACCCAUGCUGUUUCGAGAUGUCCCAUCCCUCCUGAUUAUCUUUGUGCUAACGAUGCCACAGCCUCUGCGAAAAGAGCACUUUAACUGUGUGGUGAAGAUGCUGUACAACCUGCAGUUCGCCCAGGCUCUGGCUGCACUCUCAUCUAAGUUUAGCCCAGAAGAAAGGCAGGCCUGGAGCACAUCCGGAGCACUCAAGAAGAGUGCUGCAAAUGCUGAGAAGUCUUUUGAAGCGCUGCUCAGUCACAUUAUCAGUGAGCUGUCUAAGGACAAGAGUGUCUACAAGGUGAACGCUGACGAAACAUCAAUGCUGAUCUCCAGUGUGUGGUCCCCACAGUCUAUCGAGUUCAGCCUCCAGCAGUUCUGCCUGCCCUUCCUUCGCCUCUCCUGCCUUCUGCAGCAUCACCUCUAUGGAGACAACCUAACUAGCUGCCUGGAGGAGGAGGAGUUCUUGUCCUUGGCUGUGUGUCUGGGGCUCUUGCCGUCGGCUCCUCAGCUUUCCAACGUCGUGAACAGUGCCUCAUGUCUGAAGUGGACGGUCAGCGGCUUUGACUUGGUGACACAGUGGUGCGCUGAGGUCACAGGGCUCUCUCAGAUGCAGACUGAGCAAUCAUUGACCUUGCUUGUCCAGGAUCCUCAGUGGGCAGCCCCCCGCCUUCUCCAAUUACCUGACAACUACAAUAUCAUCUUCCAGUACUAUCACAGGAAGGCCUGCACUGCCUGCAAAAAGGUGCCAAAAGACCCUGCACUCUGCCUUGUUUGUGGAGCCUUCGUCUGUCUCAAAGGCGUGUGCUGCAAGCAGCAGGGUAUCUGUGAAUGUGUUUUGCACUCCCAACAUUGUGGCGCAGCUACAGGCAUCUUUCUACUGAUAAAUGCCUCAGUCAUCAUCAUCAUCCGUGGACAUCGUUUCUGCCUGUGGGGUUCUGUUUACCUUGAUGCCCAUGGAGAGGAGGACCGCGAUUUACGCCGUGGCAAGCCUCUCUUCUUGUGUGAAGAGAGGUAUCGAGUGUUGGAGCAACAGUGGGUUUCACACACCUUUGAUCACAUCAAUAAGCGUUGGGGCCCUCACUAUAAUGGACUCUAAGAUCUUCCAAAGUCCACUGAAAACAGCAACCCGUGACGGAGAAGAUUUUUAUUUCUGGUUUAUGUGUCUGCCUCGAUCAAAAUAUUUGGGAACUCUUUAACGUGAUAAACACAAACAUCCGGUGAGGGUAUUGCUGCCACAGCCUUGGUUCAUGUGAAGUUUGGUGUACAAUCAUGCCUAAAGAUUAACACGUGUGUGUGUUUAAGUGAUUUAUUGUGUGGUUUUCAACAGGGAAAAACAGAAUUUGGUAAGAUCAAAGUUAAAAGCACAACUUUGCCCAGAAAUUCAAUUGGUUUCAGACAGGCUUUUGAAGCCUGUCAUAUUUAUUUGGGGGGGGGAUAUAUAUAUAAAAUCAAAUCAAGUGCUGAAUGUCCCAGCAAACUUUGAUUACUUUUUGCACCAUUUAUGAUGAUGUUAAUGCAUAUCCCUUUUUAUUUAUCGAAAUGUGCUCUGCUGUGCUGGCAUGAGUUUCAAGCUCCUUAUGAGUGUAGCGAUGUUAUUGCAAUGUGCACUCAUUGUCUGCUGACACGUGAUGGUAGGCAGGACAAGUCCACCCAUCAACACACUAGAGUUUUUUUGCAAACAAGCAAAGGCUCUUUUAUGGGUCUAGUUGCAAUCCAUCCUCAGGAAUUUACUUUUUUUUUUUUUUUGCUGGUUAAAUUACGUUUUAGAUAUUUAAAUAAAUGCUGCUGUUCAUUGUUCAAGUAAGUAAUUUUAAGUUUUGUGAAGAUUUUUUUUCUAAGGUUGUGCUUUGGGUUUAUGGUAGAUAGCUGGGAAUGUUUACUCAAACUCACUUUCAUGUUUAAGGAGGUAUGCGGUCAUCACGCUCACGCUUUUUGUUUCUGGUUGGUUUGUAGGAAGAAAGAAACUCUAAAACAGCUAAAGCUACAACCAGUCUACAAGUAAUUUAAGACUUAUUGUCAUCGCUCCACAAAAACCUGAAGUCAAACAUUCAAAAUUUAAGUAGCAUACAUUUUUAAAGAAAAGAAACGUCAUCGCACAGAUAAUGGUGUCCUGCUGUACUGGCAAACCUGAACACCGAGCAGAAAUACUAUAUUGGCUCUAUCAAAGUUUUCUCUCAAUGAAAUGCCAACACUCCCCUGUGCUGUCAAGAAAGUUUUUCCCUUUUUAAGCUUUUGAUUGUUGAGCCCUAACUGCAGUAUAGAACAUUCAUUGUGAUGACUAUCCCUGCAUCAUCUAGUUGUGAUUUAUAGUUGCAUUCCAACAUCACAAGAUUAUCAGACUUGAGCAUCCGUUAUACACUGUGCAUGACAUCCUUUAAGUCACCAUUAUUUAAGUGUCUUAGCUACUUAAUUUUCUGAUUAUCAUCAUUUUUUUUUUUUUUCUCGGAAGAGGAAAUUUAUCCAGUCGUGCCUGCAAGAGUAAUGUUAAAUUUUUCAAGUGAUAAACGACAUACUGCAGAUAUCCCUGAUGUCUGGUUUUGAAAUGCUGGGCCACGUCGUGCUGCAUCAAGGAAUCUUUAAGGAACAAGUUAACACUUGAAACAACAUCCUCUUGAAUUCAUGCAUGCUGCUUCUCUGUUUACUCAGUUUCUCCUCUCUUCUUGAUUUUGCAGUACCCACUAUGUAAAUGACCGCAACCAAAUAGCCAAUGAGAAAUGGGUGUAAAUUGUAACUGAAAGCUCUUGCGUGUUCUCCUGUAUGAAUGAAGAGAGAAUACAGUACAUUACUGUAGGUGCUGACUCAAACUUUCUGAGUUUGACCAGAAAGUAUGACUUGGACAUUUAAUGCAAAAUGUAACAUAUGUGAAUAAAAUAUAAACACACUGA